This is a messenger RNA of Cetraspora pellucida, 714 nucleotides long. The record is from the annotation of a GenBank genome assembly. NCBI's taxonomy places the organism in Eukaryota, Fungi, Glomeromycota, Glomeromycetes, Diversisporales, Gigasporaceae.
AUGAAUAAUAGCUCUAGUAAUAAAUGCGAUUUAAAGGUUAAACCAAUUUUUCUUAAUAACGAAAUCGCGAUUCAUUCACUUAUACCCUUACAUCACGAAGGUUAUAAUAUUGCUAUGAAUGAACUGUUGACGGUCAACACGUAUAAAUCGUCUGAAAGUGAGAGUGAUGAAGGUGAUUAUAUAUGUGAGGUGAGACAAAAAAAGGUAGACAUCAAAGGUAAAGCUGUAGAUCGACGUGAACCUGGAGCUGAUGACAUAAGGAUCAAUAAUGAGAUGGAAAGUUCAGAUAGCAACGUCAAUAAUCUACAAGUAGAUUCUGUUAUUACACUGGUAUCAUUGGACCUCCCUUGCGUACGAGCUGAUGAUCGAUUCUUGGUCGAUUUUCGACGUUUGAAAAUAGUACCAAAAAACAUUUCUAGCUGGGAAACAAGUGAUAAAGGGUGUCAAAAUGGAAACAAAUCAGAUUGUUCAGAAUUAUGGUGUGAUGAUGAUGAUGUAGAGGAAAUGGACAUUGAAGUUGUCUAUAAUAAUUGGGAUCCAUAUUUGGAACGCGUUGUAUACAUCUUAAAAGAUUAUAAAUUUGAAAGAUUGUUUAUUGUUUUACGAUGGAUUAACGGGCAGGAAACAGUCCACUGGGCCGAAGACGCUUAUUGCCGUUGUCCUCAAAAGGUUAUCGAAUUUUAUGAAUCUAGUACGAUUUUUAUUGAUGAAUGA